Grammomys surdaster is the source of this 1096-nucleotide messenger RNA. It is a transcript of the gene Manbal, whose product is annotated as mannosidase beta like. The coding region runs from base 100 to 357 and encodes 85 amino acids. Gene Ontology annotation, cellular component: membrane. The record is from RefSeq and is a predicted model, not a curated record. The transcript has 3 exons. NCBI's taxonomy places the organism in Eukaryota, Metazoa, Chordata, Mammalia, Rodentia, Muridae.
CGAGGGAUCACUUCCGGUGCGGCGGCGCAGCGUUACCGGAGAAUCUGGUUCUGGAGAACAGUGAAUCUCAAGAGACGCCUGGCAUUGGUGCCUUGGACCAUGGCCUCCGACCUAGACUUCUCGCCUCCCGAGGUGCCUGAGCCCACCUUCCUGGAGAACCUGCUGCGGUACGGGCUCUUCCUGGGAGCCAUCUUUCAGCUCAUCUGUGUCCUGGCCAUCAUCGUACCCAUUCCCAAGUCCCAUGAGACGGAGACAGAGCAGUCUGAGCCCAGAAGUACAGAGGUGUCCAAGAAGCCCAAGGCUGCCAUCCCUUCCACCAACAAGAGGCCAAAGAAGGAGACGAAGAAGAAGCGGUAGACUCAGAGGCCCAAAGAGCCCAAGGCUUUAGCCUUGGGGACAGCCCUCCUGGGAACCAGCAUCCUGUUUGCUCCCACAGACUGUCUCUGUCCUUGGCUCAGGGUCUGAGAUGAUUGGAACUCCCUCUGACUACAGAGGUCUGAGCAAUCCCUAGGCUCCAUCUGCAGACCACCACUUCCUCUUCCUUCUCUCUCUGGUACACAAGAGAUUCCCCGAGAGCAAAUACUGCCCCAGGGUUCCAAAGUCAGGUCAGGCUCAGAGAGCAAAGUAUUCACUUUAGUCCUGAGUCCAGUGGUCUUGAGAACUGAGCCUCACCACAGGGUGCAGUUGCCUAAGGCUGCAGGCACACCCUCUUCCAUGGCUUGGGCCACAUUUGUCACUUUUGUGCACACAGAACCUCACAUGUGUUCAGGCGGGGAUGCACAGCCAUGCAGUGUGAGCCAGCCCACUCACUGCAGCAGCCAGGUCCUGAAGAUGUUGGGUUGGGGGGCACAGUAGAAGGCCCGGGUCCAGUGAUGCCUGCCGAGGAAGGUGCAGCUGAAUGAGGCCAGGAUUCCUGGGCACAGACUUUGCAAGCCUUUGAAGCAGGCUUGUCACUUUGACACCAACCUCUUUCUUAACCCAUUUAACAUUCAAAGUGCCUUUGACUUCAGCCUGUCCUCCCCACAUCUUUCAUUCCCUGACCAGUUAAGGACAGUUAUAUGGAGAAGUCAAAGCAAAUAAAGCUCCCGCAUGCUGA